Messenger RNA from Asparagus officinalis (garden asparagus), 984 nucleotides. RefSeq lists its product as uncharacterized. The coding region runs from base 1 to 984 and encodes 327 amino acids. NCBI's taxonomy places the organism in Eukaryota, Viridiplantae, Streptophyta, Magnoliopsida, Asparagales, Asparagaceae. The transcript has a single exon. The record is from RefSeq and is a predicted model, not a curated record.
AUGCCGUAUAUGAUGCCACCAAAUUUUGGCAUGCAAUACCCUUAUCUUCCUUACGGUUAUCAUCCAGCUGCGGGAAGCAGCUAUGUUCCAUCCCAUAUGAAUUUUCCUACCACGGAGUCGAUUGAGCCACCGACACCCCGGUUCAGUAGCGGAUCUAUAGAAAUCCCGGAUUUUUCCACCCAGAUCUCUUUGGAAAAUGUUGGUGGGGAUACUCAUAGUUUUCUACCUCCAACCCAACAACCAACAAAGAGAUCAAGUUACGAUAGUUGGAGCACAGAAGACAACAUAAUUCUGCUAACUGCUUAUUUUCACGCUAGUAAUGAUAGUGAGCUGGGGAACAACCAAAAAGGUGAAACUUUCUGGGGUAAAAUUACACAUUAUGUGAAUGAGAAUGGCAAGAGUGGAAAAGAGAGGACCAUAGCUUGGUGCCAGAGUCAUUACAAAGACAUCAACAGAAAAAUUUCCAGUUUCAUUGGCUGUUAUAGUACUGCAUGUAGGGAGAAGCAAAGUGGUUGGUCUGAUGAAAACUACAUAUCCAAAGGCAGGGAGUUGUACUUUGAGAAAAUGGGUACAUCGUUUAAUUUGGUGGAUGAGUGGAAGGUUGUUCGCAAUCAACCAAAAUAUAUGCCAGGAGUAGCAGUAUCGGGUAGUAGCGGUUCGAAAAGAAAGAGUAGUAGUGAAGAUGUUGAAUCCUCCGUUCCUACCCUCGUACGUCCUGAGGGUAGGGACACGACAAAGAAGAAAGCUAAAGCUUCGUCCAGUAAACCAAGGAAAUCGAAGCUCGAACUUCAGGAUGAGUUAUCCAAUAUAGUCACCUCUCGUGAAAAGGCGGAAGCGAAUAGAGCAAGUACUGUUGAAGCUAUGAAUGUCCUAGCUCGUGCCAAGAAUAUGGAGACGUGGAGAUUUUUGAAAAACAAACCAGAUCGUGACGAUGAAGAUGAAGAAGCAUAUCAGUUGUUGAGGAAAGAACUGUUUGGCAAAUGA